This is a messenger RNA of Theileria orientalis strain Shintoku, 1083 nucleotides long. RefSeq lists its product as hypothetical. The coding region runs from base 1 to 1083 and encodes 360 amino acids. Lineage: Eukaryota; Apicomplexa; Aconoidasida; Piroplasmida; Theileriidae. The transcript has a single exon. The record is from RefSeq and is a predicted model, not a curated record.
AUGAAUAAAAUGGAAUCGACGCCCAUUCCGCAUUUGCGAAUUGUUCCAACUUCUGAAGCAACUGCAAAUCGCGACCACUUCUCCGUGCCAAGGCCGCUCAAUUUCAGAACUGAUAGCGACUUUGCCACGAGUUCUUCUUCUCGCCUCUUCUCUUCAGUUCUAAAUCAUAAAACUUCCAAUGGUGAAGAGGUCGUUUUGUUUGCGAUUCAUCCCCUUACCAUAAUUCGUCCCCUACGCCGACGUGUGUAUAAAAAAAUUAAUGAUGUACUGGAGUCUCUCAUAAAUAGCCUGCAGUCCAAAGGCUUAUCAAAAACUGUAAUAUUAUCGCGCCUACAAAAUACUCGUUGGUUCCUAAAAAUGUUUGAUUAUGAAGGCAUAGGCUCACUGAUUAACGUUUUUAAGACUUAUUUGUGUCAUUCGGACACGUUGGUGGUACCCUUGAUAUUUAAGGAGGUUUACGACGCGUACAGCUCUGAAAUGGACAGGACUUACUCAAAGGAAGUUCUCAGAAUUGGACUCAAUUCUGAUUUAGACAGCAGGAGGGCCUUCAUUAUGGGCGGAAUUGACUUCACCGAGGAAACGAUGCUUUCCACGUACAGGAACCCCUACGAAUCUCUCAACAACGAUCUGCCGACUUCCUCGAUUUGGAGAAUAUCGGGGACCAACAUCAGGAACUUUAAUCCCAUACCUACACUGGCGUCAACUCAGAGUAACGUUCAGUCGGUGGCCAACACGAACAGGGACUUUUUUCUGAAUGAGCAAAACGUAAGCGUGUUCACAGCAUUCCUUCCCAAGUUGAGGGGCAUACUGAGUAAGAAGAAGGAAGAAUUGAGCGAACUGAACAAACGGCUGGAGCAGGAGCGGAAGCUUACCAACGAGCAUCACAGGCUCCUCCUCACCAAUACCUACAAACAUGUUUACUCCGCGGUGGAGUUCGAGUUUAACGAGCUAGAGGAGUGCCUGCUCACGUUUGAGAACAUUUUCGACAUUAAAUAUUCUCAAUCGAAGUUUGCAAAGUCUCUCGACGAAUUGCACAAAAAUAUGAAUUUAAUCGACAGUUUUGUGAAGAAUAAAGUCCUUUAA